Messenger RNA from Petromyzon marinus (sea lamprey), 870 nucleotides. NCBI's taxonomy places the organism in Eukaryota, Metazoa, Chordata, Hyperoartia, Petromyzontiformes, Petromyzontidae. The record is from RefSeq and is a predicted model, not a curated record.
ACGAGUUCGAGCGGUCAAGAUGGCUGCGGCAGUAGGCGCUGCCGCCGCUGCUGCUGCGAGCGAGCAGGAGAGUUCCCUUCUGUUGUCGCAGCGAGCUCGGGCGAGGUCCUACGGCUCCAUCGUCGUCUCCACCACCACCUCGUCCACCACCACCUCGUCCACCACCACCACCACCUCGUCCACGGCGUCGUCCGCCACGGCUCACGCAGAGGCGGCGGCGGUGUUCGUGAGCCACAUCGUGCAGCCUGACGAUAGCCUGCAGAGACUCGCGCUCAAGUACGGGGUCACGAUUGAACAGAUCAAGAUGUCCAACAAACUGUACACCAACGAUUCUAUCUACGUAAGGCGGACGCUCCGGAUUCCAGAUUCACGCUUUCCCGGUGGGACACACUCCCACCCAGAGCAUUCGGAAGAGACGUCAAGAGAGUCUUCAUGUCACAGUGACAGCAAACGUGACCCCGUGGACCUGACCUCACAGGAUUACCUCUUCCGGUUGGACUCCCGCAUCCGGAAAUCCAAGAUGGCAGCCAAGAAGAUGCAGAGAGACACGGAGAGGUCGGAGGGCACGGCCGACUCGGACGGCUCAGACUCCACGUACCACGGCAGGUAGACGCUGAGCCCUCGCCUCCUCCUCCUCCUCCUCCUCCUCCCCGUCGCCCCGCGGGGAGCUGGCCCGUGGCAGUGAGUGCUGACGGUUGCUGGCCGUCGCACGGCCUCCCUGCGCUGCCGUCCGUGUCUCCGGGGCUGUGGUGCCCCCUCGACAGAGUUGCAGUCGACCUUCCCACGCAGCCGUUGUUACAGCGGGGGGAGGCGCGCGUACACACACACACACGUACACGCACACACGUACACACACACACACACACGUAC